AUGUACCGUUUCUUGCUCGAAGCGCGCCGCAAAGACCUAGGGUCGGAGCACCCAGACACGCUUGUGAUAAUGAACAACCUUGCUUCGGUGCUCAAGUACCAAGACAGCGAAUCAGACGAAGCCACGCCCCUGCUUCGGCACGUGUACGAGACUAGAUCGAAGAUCUUGGGGCUGGACAGUGAUCUCGCAAAGGAUUCGAUGCGGUUUCUUGCAGAUCAUCUGCGAGACUUGGGACAGCAUGAAGAGGCUGAAAUUUUCUGUCGGCAAAAGAUGGGGCUGGACGAGAUUGCAGACGAUAGUAACGCCAUUCCCAGUCCUCAACAGGACCAACUCCCAGCUGAUCCGGUGAGACAUGCCGCUCCGAUAGCGCCGAGCGGGCUUGAUGACGUUGGUGUCAAAGAAGAGGAUCUCUGGUGA
This is a messenger RNA of Letharia columbiana, 417 nucleotides long. RefSeq lists its product as uncharacterized. The record is from RefSeq and is a predicted model, not a curated record. The transcript has a single exon. Lineage: Eukaryota; Fungi; Ascomycota; Lecanoromycetes; Lecanorales; Parmeliaceae. Gene Ontology annotation, molecular function: protein binding. Bases 1 to 417 code for a protein of 138 amino acids.